Lineus longissimus is the source of this 915-nucleotide messenger RNA. Its product is annotated as tRNA wybutosine-synthesizing protein 3 homolog. The transcript has 6 exons. The coding region runs from base 1 to 762 and encodes 253 amino acids. Lineage: Eukaryota; Metazoa; Nemertea; Pilidiophora; Heteronemertea; Lineidae. The record is from RefSeq and is a predicted model, not a curated record.
AUGGUGGACAAUUUUACAAAACAUAAGAAAUCUUGUCUUUCUGCUGCUGAUUUGAGCCGCAAAGGAAGCAUUGAUGCUCCAAUCGUUGACCUAGUAACCUUCAUAAAUGACAGACCUAACUAUUUCACUACAAGUUCGUGCUCUGGAAGGAUUGUUCUCUUUGAAGAGAGUUCUCCAGCGCAAAAAAAAGGAUGUCGAUGGCUCUUAGUUUCACAUGAUUCAGUAGAUUUUAAUAGCCUGAAAAAAAUAAUUGCUGAAGAAGUCAAGGGAGAUACCGUCCUCAAAUUUGAACCAUUUGUCCUCCAUGUACAGUGUCACCAUUUGGAGGACGCUCAAACAAUGCAUGCCGUGGCAGUUGCCUCAGGAUUCAGAAACUCUGGAAUAACUGUUGGAAAGAAGGGAAAAGUGAUUACAGCUGUGAGGAGCACCCAUUCCCUGGAGGUCCCCCUGGCCAGCAGUGGUGAACUAAUGGUUACAGAUAAGUAUGUUGAGUUCGUGAUAAAGAUUGCCAACAGAAAAAUGGAAGAAAACAUGAGAAGAAUUGCCAGGUUUUCUGAAAAUUUACAAGAAGCUCUCGAAAAGCAAGUGACAAUCAAAGAAGACUCAAGUGAGAAGAAAAAAGAGCGGAAGGAACUUGUGAAAGAUAUAAAUGAGGAGAAAAAAAGGACAUCUAAUUGUUCUGAUAGUUUGAUCGAUAAAUAUGACUUUGACGACUUUGAAGCUGUGAAUGGUUUGUUUGUGGAACAAAGUGACAUAGGAUGAUAUAGGAUGCUUUUAUUUAUGUGUUUUUAUAAGAGAGGUUUUAUUGACUUGAGGGUUUCCACUGACUGGCCAAUUGAGAGAGGUCGCCAUGAGCAUUGUCUGUGCUCUUGUCGUGUUGUGUCAUCUCCAAUAAAAAAAGGUUACAAGAUAUGA